UUGGCGUGAAAGCGAAGGUUUUUUUUUUUUUUCUUUUCAAAAAUAAAUGAGAGAGAGAGAGGGAGAUAGAGGGAGAGAUAAUUUAGAGAGUAAAUGCGUUUUGUUUUGUACUCAUUAAUCAUCGGGGUGAAUUGAAUAAAGAAAUGAAUGUACAUAAGAAUGGGAUUAUUGGCGCUCACUAAAAUCUCCAAAAGAAUUUAUUUCCUUUUUACGUUUUCCACUACAGAAAUCCCCCCCAAAAGUAAAAACUAGGGCUCUUCUUCUAAAAAAAGUAAUUGCUUUUUGUAGAAGAAGAAGAAGAAGAAUAAGAAAAAGAAGAAGAAGAUGAUUAUGAGUUGGAGAAGAGUUUUGAAGUCAGCUCAGGCUUUGGCAGCCCAUAGCUUGCUUUUUUGUUUCACGCUUCUGCUUCUUCUUAAGCUAGAUCAUCUUGUUUCUUACUCUUGGUGGACAAUAUUUUUCCCGCUUUGGAUGUUUCAUGGAGUUGUUGCACGUGGACGGUUUUCCUUACCUGCCCCUUCAGUUCCCCAUAAUCGCCAAUGGGCACCAUGCCAUGCCAUUGUAGCAGUACCACUACUAAUUGCUUUUGAGCUGCUUCUCUGUAUAUAUCUUGAGAGUGUAAAUGUUUAUGGAUUUCCUGCUGUAAGCUUGAAGGUCGUCUUCCUUCCACUAUUGGUGUUUGAAAUAAUUAUUCUAAUUGACAAUUUCAGAAUGUGUAGAGCUCUGAUGCCAGGGGAUGAUGAAAGCAUUAGUGAUGAAGCAAUAUGGGAGACUCUACCUCACUUUUGGGUUGCAAUUUCAAUGGUCUUCUUUGUUGCUGCUACAGUCUUCACCCUUCUGAAGUUAUGUGGUGAUGUAGGUGCUCUUGGCUGGUGGGACUUGUUCAUAAAUUUUGGUAUUGCCGAGUGCUUUGCUUUUCUUGUGUGUACAAAGUGGUCCAAUCCUGUAAUUCAUAGAAAUUCCCCAGCAAUAGAAGCUGGUCCAUCUACUGCAACUAUUAGAUACCUUGACUGGAACAGUGGCUUAGUAGUUGCUCCUGAGGAAGACCAGCAGCAGGGUACAAUGUGUGGCCUGCAAGAUAUUGGUGGUCACCUCAUGAAAAUUCCAAUAAUUGGUUUCCAAGUCCUCCUCUGCAUGCAUUUAGAGGGAACACCUCCUGGUGCUAGAGAUAUACCACUUCCAGUUUUGUUCUCUCCUCUUUUCCUAUUGCAAGGGGUUGGUGUGUUGUUUGCUGCCUCAAUAUUAAUAGAGAGAAUUGUACUUUUACUACGGAGUGGGGCUGGCACAGGGUUGUACUUCAGAUUCUCGUCCCGAGCUCAUGAUUGCUUGGGAUUCUUGCACCAUGGUUCUAGGUUAUUAGGUUGGUGGUCAAUUGAUGAAGGAAGUAGAGAGGAACAGGCACGCCUUUAUCAUGAUGGGGCCUCCGGGUAUAACACCUUCUCUGGCUAUCCACCUGAGAUAGUUAAGAAAAUGCCUAAAAAGGAUCUAGCUGAGGAGGUUUGGAGGCUUCAGGCAGCUCUUGGUGAGCAAUCAGAAAUCACCAAAUAUAGUCAGCAGGAGUUUGAGAGGCUUCAAAAUGAAAAAGUGUUAUGUAGGGUGUGCUUUGAGAGAGAGAUAAGUGUGGUUUUGCUCCCCUGUAGGCAUCGUAUUCUUUGCAGUACCUGCUGCGAGAAGUGUAGAAAAUGCCCUAUCUGUCGGGUCUCCAUUGAAGAACGCUUACCUGUAUACGAUGUUUAAAUGGAAGUGCAGAGCAAAUAUCAAAUAACCUAACAGGUCAGAUGUUUUUAUAAAGUUCUCAUACUAGAGUGUUGCCAGUUUGAAUUGACGUGAGCUAGUAUAAAGAUAUAGAAUAUACAUGCUAUAAGUACAAAAAGAUUUUUCUCCGUUAUUUUAUAUCUAAUUACAGGAAAUGUAAAUAUAGUUUCAUGAUAGGAAUGAGAUUCUGACAUGGGUUGUAAGGUUUUGCUAGCUUGUUUAUUGGAUCAGUAGUGCAGAAUGACAAGUUACGGUCCUUUUUUUUUUAAAAAAAUUGUAAAACUGUAGAAUUAAUACUACUUGCCAGUUUAUUCUGUGUAUUCAUUUAUUCCUUUUUUGCUUUUUUCUCAACUUUUUUCUAACUUGUUACUUUUUGAGUUGGGAUGAAUAAAAUAGUAAUUGUGCCCAAGACCAGACCUGAAGUUGGUUAAUAGAUAAACUUAUGGAGAGAAGUAAAAAGAAUUAUUGGGUGAUGUGAAAAAUAUGUGAUGCUUCUUGGUGUAGCAGUGGAUUUGGCAUUUAUUGGUUGAUAGUGUAAUAGAGAGAUGAGCAGAGUUGAAUAUCCGUCGUCUCCUACUGAAGCCAAUGCCUUAUCGGAAUCUGGGUUAUGUUUGAAAAUGGACUUUGGUCGACUGUUUUUUAGAUUCGGCCGCAUCAUCUAUUUAAAUCGGACAUUAACAAUUUUUCUAUUUAAAAAGUAACAUUUACAUGAAGGCGUUUUAUAUUAAAUCUUCAUUUGGUUUAUAAGGAGUUCAGCAUAAUUUUAUUUUUGACCCAUGUCUUGAAUGUGCCAUAAUGAUCACAUUUUCUUUUUCUUCAAUGUAAUAGAAAGAUAAUAAUGAGUGUAAUAUGAACUCCCAAGAAACAACUACGGAAAGAUAGAGCUUUGCAUAAAUCCUAAUGGGAGGUUUUCCAAAAUGUUACAAUCAAUGUUUUUUUUUUUUUAAAUUGGAUUGGUGGUUAAAUCAAUCAAAUUAUUGGUUCA
Gossypium arboreum is the source of this 2737-nucleotide messenger RNA. RefSeq lists its product as uncharacterized. NCBI's taxonomy places the organism in Eukaryota, Viridiplantae, Streptophyta, Magnoliopsida, Malvales, Malvaceae. The coding region runs from base 325 to 1734 and encodes 469 amino acids. The transcript has 14 exons. The record is from RefSeq and is a predicted model, not a curated record.